UUUUAACCCUGUUUUCCUGUAAUGUUACCCUUUGACCGUUUUCUUCCUCAGGAUGCCUCGCUGACGGACAUGAACUCUCUGAGCCCCCUGAUGCCAGCGUCCCCUCUGUCAAUGAUCAACCAGGUCAGGUUCGAGGACGAGCCGGAUUUGAAAGAUCUCUUCAUCACGGUCGACGAGCCCGAGAGCCACGUCACUACCAUCGAAACUUUCAUCACCUACAGGGUCGUCACCAAGACGUCUCGCGGGGAGUUUGACUCCAGCGAAUUUGAAGUUAGGAGGCGUUACCAAGAUUUCCUUUGGUUAAAAGGAAAGCUCGAGGAGGCCCACCCGACUCUCAUUGUUCCGCCGUUGCCGGAGAAGUUUAUAGUGAAGGGGAUGGUGGAGCGGUUCAACGACGACUUCAUCGAGACGCGCAGGAAGGCGCUGAAUAAGUUUCUGAACCGCAUCGCUGACCAUCCAACUUUAACGUUCAACAGGGACUUCAAAGUGUUUCUCACUGCACAGGCUUCGGAGCUGUCUUUUCACAAGAAGCAGGGCCCCGGGCUGCUCAGCAAGGUGGGCCAGACGGUCCGGGCGGCCGCCCUGUCCAUGAGAGGCCUGAAGGGCCGCCCCGAGGAGUUCGUGCAGAUGAGCGACUUCAUCGAAACGUUUACCCAGAAAAUAAAUUUGAUCGACAAGAUAUCUCAGAGGAUUUACAAGGAGGAGCGGGAAUAUUUCGACGAGAUGAAGGAGUUCGGCCCCAUCCACGGCCUGUGGUCCGAGUGGGAGGAGGGCCUGGCCGACGCGCUGGCCGGCGUGGCCGGCUGCGUGCGGCGCUGCUGCGAGGCCACCGNNNAGAGAUCGAAAAAAAUUUUGAAGUCUUUACCUCCCCCAAUGAAUGAUGGCUGUUUAUAUUCUGAAAUGUCUAUUUUUGGUGUUAUGAAAAGAAGAGACCAAAUACAAGCAGAGCUGGAGUCCAGGGUGGAAGCUCUGACGUACAAAAAGGCCGACGCUGACCUGCUGGCGGGAGAGGUCGGGAGGCUGGAGGACAGGGUGGCAUGUGCCAACAACGCGCUCAAGGCCGACUGGGAGCGGUGGAAGCUGAACAUGCGCAACGACCUCAAGUCGGCGUUUUCGGACACGGCCGAGCGGAACAUCCACUAUUACGAGCAGUGCCUUGCGACCUGGGAGUCCUUCCUCACGUCACACACCGACCUCUACGUCAAAGAGCCCCCCGGAGACAAGCCUUAACCCCGCGGAAGGCUUCCCCCGCGUGACCUUCGGGAACAGCAUCGAUGAGCCAAAGUUAUUCCUUCGGGAUGGGGCGUAUCCUUUACAAUGCAGAGGAAAGAUGUUUCCCACGAUCUGGAAAACCAGCAGGGUGGAACCCGGGCUUUCCAGAUCGCUGUCGUAAAUGGGGAUAUACGUGUAUAGCUUAGUUCUAACUAUGUUCUUAAAUUCAUAUGCCAAUAAUGAGAUAUAGAAAAAUGUUUUUCUUAAAUAUUUGUCUGUGCAACAUGUCAUUUUAAGUAUAUCGUAAAGACUCCAUUUUAAUAAAAAAUUUAAUAUGAA
Miniopterus natalensis is the source of this 1551-nucleotide messenger RNA. The record is from RefSeq and is a predicted model, not a curated record. NCBI's taxonomy places the organism in Eukaryota, Metazoa, Chordata, Mammalia, Chiroptera, Miniopteridae.